Molecule: messenger RNA, 111 nt
Organism: Parastagonospora nodorum SN15
Lineage: Eukaryota; Fungi; Ascomycota; Dothideomycetes; Pleosporales; Phaeosphaeriaceae
Exons: 2
Coding region: 1-111 (36 amino acids)
Source: RefSeq, a predicted model, not a curated record
AUGUACUUUGAGAGUAAGCACGAGCGAAGGCGUCGAGAUGAGAAGGUGGGCAUUCCUAAGUUGAAACGGCCUGGCGCCCGCCCUUGUAGGAAUAUUGCAGCAAGAUCCUGA